Rhagoletis zephyria (snowberry fruit fly) is the source of this 635-nucleotide messenger RNA. RefSeq lists its product as uncharacterized. NCBI's taxonomy places the organism in Eukaryota, Metazoa, Arthropoda, Insecta, Diptera, Tephritidae. The record is from RefSeq and is a predicted model, not a curated record.
UGUAUUUAAAUCCACAAUUUGCAGAGUCCAACCAAGAUGUGUAUGAAGUUGUGUGCUGCAGUCACUGCGAAAUCUUCCAAAAACAACUAGAAUCAUUGAAUGCCAAGGUCGACAAGCUUCAAGGGGUAGUGGAAACUCAGAACGCUGCAAUUAUGGAUGCAAUAGCUGGGCAGAAGGUGGCUACUGAGCAACUGGUUCGCCAAGAAUCACAGAAGGCACCAGUUGUAAAAUACUUCCCGAUAUGUAACAUAUCAGAAAUGCAGCAGUUGGAAAAUAAGAUAACAUGUGACAAUAGAGAUGUCUAUAAAACUGCCAUUUCUUCUAUACUUCAAUUUAACGUAAAAAAUAUAACACUGGUCAUAAGGAGUGAUGUUAUUAAUGCUUUAAAUGUCGAUGGAUCGCAUGGUAAAGUUGGACUCAAAUCUUUUAAAAACUUUUACCACACGCUUACAGGAGCUAUAGCGAAGUUGCCUUUGAAAGGAUUGACGCCAGAAGAGUCUCUAAGGAAAGCCUUGCAAUUUGAGAAAUCAAAACAUUUUAAAAAAAUAUAUAGACAAAAAACCAAAAUGAUUCUUUAAAUUAAGGGAUUUUUAACUUAUAACCUAAGACGAAAUGGAUAAAUGAAAUGGAUUUAA